CAGUGGGGACUAGAGCUUACUGGGACGAUAGUCACGAUACAUGUCUGGCUUCACAUAACAGAACCGUCCCGUUGUUUUCUGAUCUGGAGGAGACACACUUGGGCAGGCAGCCGAGCUGGACUCUGAGCACGCCCAGAAAGUGCUGGACAUGGAGCACGCCCAGCAGGGGAAGCUGAAGGAGAGGCAGAAGUACUUUGAAGAAGCUUUCCAACAGGACAUGGAUCAGUACCUCUCUACUGGCUACCUGCAGAUCACUGACAGAAGAGGGCCAAUAGGUAGCAUGUCUUCCAUGGAGGUGAACGUUGACGUUCUGGAACAGAUGGACCUGAUGGACGUGUCGGACCACGAGGCCCUCGACGUCUUUCUCAACUCUGGAGGAGAAGACGACAGCCUGACCUCCUCACUCACCUCAGGUCCAGACCCUGAGUCGUUGUCCUCUGAGAUCUCCCUGCGGGUGCCCACCCAGGCGGAACUGAGGAACAAGCCGUCUUCCUUCUCCUCCACGGAGCCAGGCUCAGCCAGCCAGGACACCAGCCUGGGGGAGUGCCAGGACACCAGCCAGGACACCAGCCUGGGGGAGUGCCAGGAGGGGGAGGGCAGCGAGGCCAGCGGAGAUGGAGACCAGCCCCUGGUACUGCCAGACGAGGAGGAAGUGCAGGCCGACACAGCCCUGGUGUCGUUGCCCGAGGCAGAGACGUUCAAGAACUCUGACGACAGCGACUCGCAGGCCUCUUAGGAGCCGUCACAGAGCUGCCCCCUGGGUGAGACCGGCUCUAGGGGGUAUAGGGUAGCUCCUAGACGCUGAUCUGAGGGUCCGUUUUGCAUUUUUUCCCCCCAAUUUUUUUUUUCUUUUCUGUUUUUUUAUAAAUGAAAUGUAGCUUCCUUCCUUGUAUCCAAUUAUAUCUAAGUAAAUAAUAAUAAAGUUGUUUAAAAUGUUCAA
This is a messenger RNA of Oncorhynchus nerka (sockeye salmon), 940 nucleotides long. RefSeq names its product dystrobrevin binding protein 1a (gene dtnbp1a). Gene Ontology annotation, cellular component: plasma membrane; neuron projection; BLOC-1 complex. The record is from RefSeq and is a predicted model, not a curated record. The transcript is spliced from 4 exons. Gene Ontology annotation, biological process: negative regulation of protein kinase activity; platelet dense granule organization; anterograde synaptic vesicle transport. Bases 149 to 736 code for a protein of 195 amino acids. NCBI's taxonomy places the organism in Eukaryota, Metazoa, Chordata, Actinopteri, Salmoniformes, Salmonidae.